Molecule: messenger RNA, 1500 nt
Organism: Orycteropus afer afer
Lineage: Eukaryota; Metazoa; Chordata; Mammalia; Tubulidentata; Orycteropodidae
Source: RefSeq, a predicted model, not a curated record
AUGGCGGCCCGUGUGCGACAGAAAGGAACGCUGCCUGGUCCUGCAGGGCCCUCUCGACCGCUGGUCCCCAUGCUGGCCGUGGCCACUGUGUGGUCUGAGCACCUUCCAGCCGGGACUCGCCGGCUCCGUCACACAGCGUUCCUUCUGCUGCGGCCCGUGGGCGUCACUGGCUGGUUUUCUGAAGUGUGGCCGGCUCCCUGCGACACCGUGACUGCCGCCGACCAGCCCCUGGCCGACGCGUGGCUCCCUGUGCACCUGGGCGCCCCGAUUUGGGUUUGGGACAUCUUCACCAAGGACCCUUGCACAGUUGCCUCGCGACCUGUCCCCACUCGCUGCCUCACCUUCAGGUGGCCUCCUGUGUCCCCUCUCAAGGUGCCUUCUGAGGCCCCGCCCAGCGUCUCCACCCGCCCGCGCGUUCCUCUCCGUGGCGCUGGGCUGGGCGGCCAGCUCCCCGGCCUGGAGGACGGUGUCCCAGCACACAGUCCUGCAAGGCAGCGGGAGGAGGGGAGGCCGCGGCGGGCUCACAGCGCCCCCCUGAGCCUGCGGGAGGACUGGCAGCCCCGGAGGGUCACUGGCCGGCAUGGUGGUGCCGACCCAGAAAACGUGGAGGAAUGUGCCCCCCUGGCCAGCGUGGCCUCUGUCUCGCUCCCCACGGGCUGCCCCCACCAGGCGGAGCUGCCCCCCGGGGACCCAAAGGAUGAGCCCUUCUUCGAGGACCAGGGCCUCCUGGAGGUGGCACUGCCCCCUGAGAAGGCGGAGGGCCGUGAGGGGCCCGGACAGCUCUGCGGUGCCGAGGACGGGGCCAGAGCAGCCGGCCGUGACGGCCCCUGCGGGCCUGGCAGGAAACGCCUGCACAUUGACGAGCUGCAGUGCGAUGUCUCGGUGGAGGAGGACAACCAGCAGGAAUGGACGUUCACGCUCUAUGACUUUGACAACAGCGGGAAGGUCACCCGAGAGGACAUGUCCAGCCUGAUGCACACCAUAUAUGAGGUCGUGGACACCUCGGUCAACCACUCCUCUGGCAGCAGUAAGACCCUCCGUGUGAAGCUGACCGUCAGCCCAGAGCCCUCUGACAAGAGGAAGGAGGGCCUGGUCUCUGGCCAGGAUCGGGAGCCCGGACACUUCAGGACGGAGAGUGAGCUUGAGGAUUCACGGACAGCUGGCAGGAGGCUCUCAGCACAUGUCAGGAGGCUGGUGGCCGAUGCCGCCCUCUGCCCUGUGCGAGGGCCCUACUGUGUGGACGAGAACACGGAACGUAGGAACCACUACUUGGACCUGGCAGGCAUUGAGAACUACACCUCCAAGUUUGGGCCUGCCUUCAGCACAAGCACCAUGACCAGCAUUGCUACCACCAUGGCCACCACGACCAUGAACACCACCGCCACCACCACUGCCACCCAUCCUGAUGUAGCCAUCACCAUGAGCACUGUGACCACCAUCACUACCACCAUGGCCAUCACCACCAUGAACACCAACCACCACCACUGCCACCUGUCCUGA